Messenger RNA from Triticum aestivum (bread wheat), 645 nucleotides. RefSeq lists its product as uncharacterized. The transcript has a single exon. NCBI's taxonomy places the organism in Eukaryota, Viridiplantae, Streptophyta, Magnoliopsida, Poales, Poaceae. Bases 124 to 414 code for a protein of 96 amino acids. The record is from RefSeq and is a predicted model, not a curated record.
AGCCGUAACACGUUACACUUCCACGCUAGACGGCUCCACCAAAACAACCUCGAGCCAGCGACUCCCACGUCCACGGAGACCGGCACCGGCCGACGCCGACGCAGCGCUCGCCGAGUUGCCGCCAUGGCGGGAAGGCUGGUCUCCAUGCUCCGGUGGCCGCCAGACCUCGGGGGCCUCCCUAGCCAGCUGGCCGCCCUGCUGCCGUCGCCACCGUCGCCGACGUCAUACGCGUCCCUCCAGUGGGACUGGCGGCCGGAGCAGCUCGGCGCGGCUAUUCGGCGGUGGCCCGAGCUCCUGCCGGACGUGCCCCUCGUCGUGGACGCCGUGCUCUGGGGCGUCGUCACGGCCGUCGAGUCCGUCGCGCUCAUCUCCAUGAUGUGCUGCUUCUUCCUCUUCUGCGGCUGCACGCUGUGACGGUCAUAGUCAUACCGACGGCGGAAGGAUGCAGCUAAUUAAGCUAGUACUACUAGCCACUAUGUACGGUUAGCCUUUUGAUUUCUUUGUCACCAUGCGCAUGCUGUGUUCAUCAUUCGUUGAUUCUGCCAAGACAUAAGACAUUGGCAUGGAUAUGCUCUAGUAGUACUAAUCUGGGAAGUACUACUGUAUCUGUAUCUUUUAACGUAGCAAGCGUUAGUUGAAUUGUGA